Panonychus citri (citrus red mite) is the source of this 1553-nucleotide messenger RNA. RefSeq names its product ras-related protein Rab-34-like. Gene Ontology annotation, molecular function: GTP binding; GTPase activity. NCBI's taxonomy places the organism in Eukaryota, Metazoa, Arthropoda, Arachnida, Trombidiformes, Tetranychidae. The record is from RefSeq and is a predicted model, not a curated record. Bases 717 to 1520 code for a protein of 267 amino acids. The transcript has 2 exons.
CUCUAUCGUUUUGAUACAGAGACAAGAUUCUAAUCUAUCAUAUCAACUAUGUCUUCACCUUUCGGACAAGGUAAAUGGUCAACCAAAAAGGAUGUGAAUCAAUUGUGAACAUAAAGACGAGUGAGAAAAAAAAAAGAAAAUUGAAACUUACCUUUUCUCUUGAAAUGUGAUUCAUCUUUAAUCCAUGUCACUUUGUGUAUUCUUAUUCUCUCUCUCUCAUUAUCCCUUUUGUUUCUUGUUAAUCCUGAUGAUUACAUUUAUGGUCAAUUAAUCAAGAGAGACAAUUACACUUUCUAAUAGAAUUUUAUAUUUAUAAACUGUCAACUCGGAUCAUCUUUAUUGUUUAAUUAGUUUGUUAAGGUUAAGUUAAUUUGAAUAAGUGUCUCCUUGUGUCAAUCCUUGUUACACUUUUUGUCAUUUUCUUUUCUCUUUUCAAGUCAAUCAUCAACAUUGAAUUAAUUGAGAAAAACAUUCAUCAACAAAAUGAAUUUGUAUCAACAUUUUCUCUCUUUCAAAAUGUUGACAAUAAGUGACAUUGUUUUUCUAUUCUAAUUAAGUUGUUCUCCAAUUUGAACAUUUAUCUCGAUAAGUUAAUUCUAAAAUUCAUCAUGAUGAUGAUAGUGUUUAAAUCAUUCCAUCAAUUUUUAUGAGAAUUUAUAUAAAAAAAGUGUUGUGUUGACAAAGAAAAUUGAAUUUUCUCCAUUACUUUUCUUCCCAUGGAUCUUUCCACCCAACGGGUUGUUGACAGUUUUCCUGUUCCAUAUAAUUUAUCAUGUUCACCUUAUUCUAGUUUAACCUUUGACCGUGAAAUCCGUGACUAUUGUGAUCAAAAUGUUAACCUGACAACCUCUGACCCUUUCUCAAAAUGUUCAAAGGUAAUUCUGGUUGGUGACAUGGCAGUUGGAAAAACUUGUCUUCUUAAUCGUUUCACCUAUGACACCUUUGGACUUGACCACAAAGCGACCAUUGGAGUAGAUUUUGCCAUAAUUAAAUUUAAAAUUCUCCAAUUUCCAUUUCAACUUCAGGUUUGGGAUACUGCUGGUCAAGAAAGAUUCCAAUCGAUUGCUGAAAAUUAUUAUCGAAAUGCUCAUGCAGCCAUAAUCUGUUUCGAUCUUUCCAAUAUAUCAACUUUAUCGAAUGUAACUACUUGGGCAACUCGUAUUAUCGCAGGUAACAAAGGUAAUAAAAUUCCGUUGAUUUUUCUUGUUGGAACCAAAAUGGAUUGUUUAACUGAUUCGGUGGUACAAUUUGUCGAAACGGAAGCAAUUAAAGUGGCCACCUCCCUAUCAGCUGAAUAUUGGAGUGUCUCAAGUCAAUCGGGUUAUAAUGUGGAAAAUUUUUUUAAACGAGUCGCUGCUCUUUCAUUCAGUGAAAUUAUUUUGAAUACAAUUGAAAGAAUCAAAGAGGAAAAGGAAACCCAAGCCGUUCAAUAUUCAGCUAAUUUUGUUAAGCUUAGCAAGAAGAAAAAUUUUGCUCUAAUCAAAGCUUGUAUGGUAACUAAAUGUGUUUACAAAAAGUAAUUUAUGAUUAACAAAAAGAAAACACCAAGCAAU